Molecule: messenger RNA, 3099 nt
Organism: Phlebotomus papatasi
Lineage: Eukaryota; Metazoa; Arthropoda; Insecta; Diptera; Psychodidae
Gene: Drp1
Product: dynamin-1-like protein
Exons: 5
Coding region: 126-2276 (716 amino acids)
Biological process (GO): mitochondrial fission
Cellular component (GO): mitochondrion; cytoplasm; microtubule
Molecular function (GO): microtubule binding; GTP binding; GTPase activity
Source: RefSeq, a predicted model, not a curated record
AAGUACUAGAAUGCGGGGCGAAUGUCAGUCGUGUUGAAGAAUUUUGCUUGAAAAAUUUUUCCUGCUGCUUUUUGUUCAAAAUUCUCGGUGAAAAAGGUGUUUUCCCAGGCUAAUCUGUGGCCAAGAUGGAAGCUCUGAUACCAGUGAUCAAUAAGCUGCAGGAUGUGUUCAAUACAGUGGGAUCGGACCUCAUGCAAUUGCCACAAAUUGUGGUGCUUGGGAGCCAGAGUUCCGGGAAGAGUUCGGUGAUUGAGAGUUUGGUAGGGAGAUCUUUUCUGCCACGGGGAACGGGUAUUGUGACCAGAAGACCCCUUGUCCUGCAGCUGGUGUACUGCCCUCUGGAUGAUAGAGAGCACAGAAGUGCAGAGAGUGGCACAGUUAAUGUUGAGGAAUGGGGAAAGUUUUUGCAUGUAAAAAAUAGAAUCUACACGGAUUUCAAUGAGAUCCGGAGAGAAAUUGAAUCAGAUACGGAUAAAUUGGCUGGAGACAACAAAGGUAUCUGCCCAGAACCCAUUAACCUCAAGAUCUACUCCACAAAAGUCGUUAAUUUGACAAUGGUGGAUCUUCCGGGUAUCACAAAAGUUCCCGUUGGCGAUCAACCCGAAGACAUUGAGGCUCAGAUUAGGGAUCUCCUCUGUAAGUACAUUGAGAACCCAAAUUCAAUCAUCCUGGCCGUGACAGCUGCAAACACUGACAUGGCCACCAGCGAGAGCCUUAAAUUGGCCAAGGAAGUUGAUCCGGAUGGUCGGAGGACUCUGGCUGUCCUCACAAAACUCGAUCUCAUGGACGCUGGCACCGAUGCCAUUGACAUCCUCUGCGGACGCGUGAUUCCCGUAAAACUGGGCAUCAUUGGGGUGGUUAAUCGUUCGCAGCAGGACAUCAUCGAUCAGAAAAAUAUUGGGGAUCAACUGAAGGACGAAGCGGCUUUCCUGCAGCGGAAAUAUCCCACACUGGCCACACGCAAUGGAACACCGUAUCUGGCCAAGACCCUCAACAGGCUACUCAUGCAUCAUAUUCGCGACUGUCUGCCCGAUCUCAAGACUCGCGUAAAUGUGAUGAUGUCACAAUUUCAGUCCUUGCUGUCAUCCUACGGGGAUGAUGUUAAGGACAAGAGUCAGACACUCCUGCAGAUCAUAACAAAGUUUGCUAGUGCAUACUGUGCCACAAUUGAUGGUACAGCAAGAAAUAUUGAGACAACUGAACUCUGUGGAGGAGCAAGAAUAUGUUAUAUUUUCCAUGAAACUUUUGGACGGACUCUGGAUUCAAUUCAUCCACUCACGGGAUUGACAAAGAUGGACAUUUUGACGGCCAUCCGGAAUGCCACGGGUCCCCGACCGGCUCUCUUUGUGCCCGAAGUGUCAUUUGAGUUGCUCGUGAAGAGGCAAAUAAGGCGCCUGGAGGAACCAUCAUUGCGCUGUGUUGAGUUGAUCCAUGAGGAGAUGCAGCGAAUUAUUCAGCAUUGUGGAACGGAAGUGCAGCAGGAAAUGUUGCGUUUUCCGAAACUCCAUGAGAAGAUUAUUGAUGUGGUGACACAAUUGCUGAGGCAACGUCUGCCCACGACAAAUUGCAUGGUGGAAAAUCUCGUGGCCAUUGAGUUGGCGUACAUUAAUACAAAGCAUCCGGAUUUCCACAAGGAAGCCGCUCUGGUGCCCAGUCUCAUGAAGAGUGAAAAUGUCGAGCCACUCUUUCCGUCGCAGAAAGUGACAAAUCGUCGGGAUUUGGCUAAGAAUGCCAUGAGGGAGGCUCAACAGCAGAAUCAUGUGGAGAAUGACGAGGCAGCUCAGCAGAAUCAUGUUGGGGAGACACAACAGAAUAAUUGGCUGGCAAAUAUUCUGUCGCAGAAGGAUGGCCAGAAGGUGGAGAGCCCAAUGGCAUCCAGUGGGAAUACUCCAACUCAUACGAGUGUCAUGAGUCCCCUCAAACCUGUCAAUCUCCUUCCGGAUGUCCCCAUUAAUCAUGCAGCCCGCAAACUGACAGACAAGGAACAGAAGGAUUGCGAUAUAAUAGAACGCUUAAUUAAGUCCUACUUCUACAUUGUGCGAAAAUCAAUUCAGGACUCAGUACCAAAGGCAGUGAUGCAUUUCCUCGUUAAUUACGUCAAAGAUAACUUGCAGUCCGAGCUGGUAACUCACCUGUACAAGUCUGACAAUGCCGAGGAGAUGCUCAAUGAGUCAGAUCAUAUAGCUAUACGUCGUCGGGAAGCUGCUGAUAUGCUUAAGGCUCUAACACGAGCAAAUCACAUUAUUAGUGAGAUCCGAGAGACGCACAUGUGGUAAAAAAAUAGGGUUUUUAUCAUUUUCUUUUUCUUUUUGAGGAAUUUUAUAAACUAAAGAAAAAAAACAUUUUACCUUAAAUUAAAUUAAAUAAAGCAUGAAAAAAUCGCGAUAUUUCAAGAUAAAAAGUAAUAGAAAGAAAAAAAAGUAAGAAAUUAAUAAUGAAUAUUUUAUCCCGGAAAAGAAAUGCAUUGAAAGUUUUUUCUAGCUCUUUGCAAAAAAAAGAAAAAAAAAGAAUAUAAUAAAAGUUUUGGUGUAAUGCAUUGGUAACAUGAAUAAUUGUUAGAUGACAAAGGUUUUAAAUGUAAUAAGAGAUAAAAAGAAAAUAUUAAUUUAUUAUUCUCCUUGAGUGAGAAAUCAUUUUGACACUUUGUUAAGGUAGAAAAUCGAAACACAUGGCUGUUUUUUCUCUUUAUUUUUUUUACCUUUUUUCGUGAAUAUCUCUCGAAACAUUUUCCUCAUUUUCCUUUGUUAAAUCAUGCAUUUGUUCACCAAAAAAUCACGAGAUUGUUUUUUUAUUAGGAUUCUUUUUUGAAUAAAAGAAUUGUAGAUUAUGAUUUUUUUUAGUGAGACUUUUCCUAGCAAUUGCUUUAGUUUUUGCAUUUUGGGAAAUGUUUUUUUAGAGGAUAUGCUUAAUAAAUUCGGAAGAAUAAAUUGUAAUUGUAGUUUUCAGGCAUCAUUCCCAAGACAGACAAUUUUAGAUGAAUCCAUUUUUGAACAAAAAAAAGUAUGCAUUUUUGUGAGUAAAUUUUUCUCACAAAAAUUACAUUGUUAGACAAACCUAUUCGCCACCAAUAAAUAUUUGAAAUUGUAAUUAAUCAGAAAA